Messenger RNA from Guyanagaster necrorhizus, 804 nucleotides. RefSeq names its product 3-oxoacyl-reductase. NCBI's taxonomy places the organism in Eukaryota, Fungi, Basidiomycota, Agaricomycetes, Agaricales, Physalacriaceae. Bases 1 to 804 code for a protein of 267 amino acids. Gene Ontology annotation, molecular function: oxidoreductase activity, acting on the CH-OH group of donors, NAD or NADP as acceptor. The transcript has 5 exons. The record is from RefSeq and is a predicted model, not a curated record.
AUGUUCAGCGUUCCAGGCAUCGCACUUGUCACAGGAGCAGGAAGCGGUAUUGGGAGAGCGACUGCUCUCGCAUUUGCCCGGGCGGGUGCAUCAGGUUUGCACCUAACCGAUGUAAACCGUGGACGCCUGGAAGAAACAAGGAAGGACGUCACAGCCGAAGCUACAAAUCCGCACUUCAAAGCCUAUGCAUCUGAAGCCGAACUAUCGAAGGAAGACCAGGUCGUCCGAAUGGUUCAGGAAGCUGCAGACAACUUUGGGAGAAUCGAUUACGCUGCUAACAUCGCUGGGAUAUCCGAAAACUCUCCUAUGCCGACGGCUGACACCCCUCUGGCUACCUAUGACCGGAUCAAUAACAUAAAUGCCAAGGGCGUUUUCCUUUGCAUGCGUGAACAGCUCAAGGUCAUGCGAAACCAGGAAGCUGUUGCUCGCAUUCCAGGGAGGCCAGGCGUACGUGGUGCCAUCGUAAAUAUGAGCAGCAUGUACGGUUUUUUGAGCGGCAAUGGGUACACUAGCUAUGUUACAUCCAAGCAUGCAGUCAUAGGGAUGACAAGGGCUGCCGCUGUCAGCCACAGCGUUGACGAUAUUCGCGUCAACGCGGUCUGUCCAGGAUACAUUGACACGCCAUUGGUAGACAACAUCAAAGAGCAUCUUGACCUCCGCACCUUCCUGGAGGGAGCUGUCCCGAUGAAGAGGCUCGGUAUGGCAGAAGAAAUCGCAGAUGUGGUCGUCUUCUUGUUGAGCGAGCGUGCGAGCUUUGUCACAGGCCAUUCGUUCAUUGCAGAUGGUGGUGCUUCCAUUGUAUGA